Messenger RNA from Labrus bergylta (ballan wrasse), 1078 nucleotides. The record is from RefSeq and is a predicted model, not a curated record. Lineage: Eukaryota; Metazoa; Chordata; Actinopteri; Labriformes; Labridae.
AUGUGGAAACAUCAUGAUUUUGCGAUUGAGAGUUUGAACGCUGUAUCACAAAGACACAGCUCAACUAUAACUUUAAACCCUUCAUUCACCCAGCACCACAACUCUGAGAUCACCUGUAAGGUUAACUUUGUGAACAACAUCACUACAGAGGAGACAGUGACUCUGAAACUGAACUUGUAUCCAAAGAUCCUAAACAGCUCUAAAUGUGAGGUUCAGUCAGACGUACUGACCUGUGUGUGUGCCAGUGAGGGGUUACCUUUACCCACCAUCAAAUGGCCGCUGUUGGAAAACCACACCCAGUACUCUGUCACUACCACUGUGACAGGCACCACAGUAACCAGCACCCUUAACCUAAUGUUAAAGGACCAAAGCAACACUGUGGUUGAGUGUGUCAGCAGCAGUGAGGUUGGAGACGUGAAAAAGAGCCUCAUCAUGAUAACGUCAGAAAGGCGAGAGGAUCAACACUGCCUGAUUCCCUGGGUUGUUGUCGCUGCUGUAUCUCUCAGUGUGAAUGUCGUCCUAAUAAUCAGCCUGAUGUUCCUUUGGAACAAAAGAAAAGCAGUGAAACCAAACCAGGAGGACACAACGUACAUGUCACUGAAGAAAAGAGACCAAUCAGCAGAGUAUGACGUUAUCGGCCAGCCUCUGAACUAACAAGACUCAGCUCGUCAUUGGGAGAAAGUAUUUAUGAAGUCUUAAUGAUCUGUUACAUUAUACAUUCAACGAUGUAUUUUUUGGUGUUUUUAAAAAAGUAUUUUUUUUUCCUAUUUUCAUUUUUGUAGUUCAUUUUCUAAAACCUUAUUUAAACAGUUUAAGUUAACUGUGUCAGCUUUGUUGUUCAAUAACCUGUUCACGUUCACUCGCCAUACAACUGGCUUAUUCCCAGUGAACUCCAAGUCCACUAUUGAAGCUGUGAUUCUUUGUGCUUUGUAGUUUUUAUGUUUUUUUUAAUCACUACACAUCUGUAACUACAUUUUUCCAGUCAAAUGAAUGGUCUUUUACAAAAGGUUCAUGAGAUCUCAUUGUUGUUACCAGUUAAAUGUUUAAAACUGUUUUUGUUUAUAAUUAAUUGAAUAAA